GUUGCUUUUGCCUUUUGCCUCCUGUUCACCUCCAUGAGGAUUCCUUGGCUCUCUAUCGCUCUGAUAACGUGUGUCAAGGCUCAGUACUUCUCCGAAGGCUGGAAACCUGGCAGUGACCAGGACGUUUCAUCUGACGCGCCAAACAUUGCUCAGGGCGUCACGAAAGUUUUCGGGGCUCAACCACCACAACAGACGCAAGAGAGUAGCCCACCUCAGGCUGUUUCCCAGAAGCCAAAACGGUUGAGCGAACUCUUGGACUUCACUUGGGUUCUUACCUCUUCUCCCGUUUCGUCACUGUUCUCCACCGUUGGAAUCAACAUUACGGAGAAGGUGGCAAAGGCGAAGGAAUCACCUUGGGAUGUUCGUAUUCCUCUCAUAACGGACGACAAUUAUGAAACUCUUAUUGUGAACGAGCCUCUGACUGAGGAAGAGGAAAAAGCUCGAACGUGGGUGUUGAUUGUCUCCGGCGAUUAUUCCCAAGGAGGACUAUCUCCGGUUAUUGAUGGCAUUUUUGACCAAGAAUUCAACGAGACAAUGACUGUGAACGAUCUACCACAUGUUCGCUGGGCUCGUAUAGACUACUUGAAGGUCACCUAUUUGACAACGAAAUGGGCUACUUGGCAAGUCCCUACAUUGGUCGUAUUGAAGGACCGUGGUCAAACACUUCGUUUCUACAGACCUCAGUAUCUGCGUAUUGGAGACGGUCGGCUUCGCGAGUUUCUGAAGGAGGAAUACUACCUGAAAACUACGCCUUGGAACAGUGAUUUUGCUCCUGGCGGUUCCAAGGAGUACAUCCUGCACUAUUACGGCUACGCCUUGAUGAAGAUCUAUGGUAUGAUGGUCGCAGUACCAAGAUGGCUCCUGUACAUCCUUUCGGGAACCAUAGCUUCCACAGUGAUUCAGUUUCUUCAUCGACCUCGGGCGCAAAGCCCACCAAUCACGAAGGGAGACAACAAGACGACCCCGUCAAGUGCGGCCGAACGAUCUCAGUCAGUUACCGGGAAAACCUCUUCGGGAGUUGAAGAGGGGGUCGGAGGAGCGGCGAAACGAAGGAAGGCAAAGAAAUGAUACGGAUCUAGGAGACAGUUGUAAAGAGGCAAAGAAUCACAAGUUGCCUCUCUCCGGAUCUGUUUCAAACCCGUUGCUGAAUUGUACCAAACUCUCCUUGACGUCGCCACAUCACUGAGCUUCUCAGGGAAAAGUUGCCUUACAUAAGAGGAAGUCUAUUAUCAGGCCCACGUCUUUUAGCCUCCAAACUCAGGCUCCCUAUAUUUUUCAUGACACAACUUUGUGCCCGGUCAUGAUCUUUCAAGUUCUCUACGCUUUUCUUUGGCUGAAAGCACAGCCAAAGAAAACAACGGGUUUGCAUUUCUAUCAGUUGCAUAAACCCUUUUCACCGUUUGUCUCCCGGCUUCCAACAUUGACUUUCUAGUGGCUACUACGAGCAGAUUGAUCCCUAUAAAACCACAAAAUAGUAUUCGGUCACCAUCAGUCGCAGUGUCUUCAGCAUUCUUCUCUUCAUUCUCCUGUAAUUUCCGGAUCUUCGUCCUAUUCCCUUGUCGGUUUUGGAAUGUCCGGCUACACAAACCCCUUGCAUACUCCCGUCUAUCCCCCUCACCUUUCCUCAUUUUCUUCUCUUGGCCCCGCUGUGGCCCCACCAUCUUCUAGUAUUCCUUCAAGUCGCCGACAUGUACCUCAGACGCCGUAUGGUCCCACAAAGUGGAAGCAUCAAACUGGUCGUCUACAAACCUUGAGUAGUCCCGUCUCUUUGACUCGAUAGGCUUGCCCAAUCAAGGGGUGCCGCUCCGAGAGUUGUGUGCAAGAGGUCCUUACGUGCUGCAACAAAUGAUGCAAGGCCCUAAUGUUUUUGUUUUUGCACACCUGCCAUCUCAGCCAAAAAAGAUUACUUUCCAUAUUGGAUGGCCUGGUUAUGAACGCGUCGAGCCGACUCGCACCAUCGAAGGUGUCACCCCGAGCCAGCCAUGACUCGGGUACAGCUUGCAGGGGUCAUCGCACAAAAUCUGGCUCGAUUUUUCGAGGUAAUAUUUACUGUAUCAAUUAGCAGCAGUCGUUUAUCGUCUAAUCAAAACCUCAUCUGGAAAACCC
Molecule: messenger RNA, 2106 nt
Organism: Marasmius oreades (fairy-ring Marasmius)
Lineage: Eukaryota; Fungi; Basidiomycota; Agaricomycetes; Agaricales; Marasmiaceae
Exons: 5
Coding region: 34-1068 (344 amino acids)
Biological process (GO): multicellular organism development
Cellular component (GO): extracellular region
Molecular function (GO): hormone activity
Source: RefSeq, a predicted model, not a curated record